AUGGCCAGCAAGAAGCGAAUCACAAAGGAGCUCACCGAGCUCAGCAACGAGCCAGUCCCUGGCAUCACCAUCGAGGCAAAGGAAGACAACAUCUACAAGUGGACGGCCAAGCUCGAGGGCCCGGCCAGCAGCCCGUACGCAGGCGGCACCUUCCUCGUCGACGUCGACUUCCCCAUCGAGUACCCCUUCAAGGGCCCCAAGGUCCGUUUUGCUACCCGCAUCUACCACCCAAACGUCGACGAGGGCGGAAACCUCUGCGUCGGCAUCCUGAAGUCCGAGGCAUGGAAGCCCUCGACCAAGGCGUCUACCAUCCUUCUGUCUAUCCUGCAGCUCCUGGAAGAGCCCAACCCUGACGAUGCCCUGGUGGCGUCGAUUGCCGAGGUCUACAACAACGACAGGGCCAAGUUCAACAAGACGGCACAAGAGCACACGAAGAAGUACGCAACGGCGUGA
Pseudozyma flocculosa PF-1 is the source of this 453-nucleotide messenger RNA. RefSeq lists its product as uncharacterized. The transcript has 8 exons. The record is from RefSeq and is a predicted model, not a curated record. The coding region runs from base 1 to 453 and encodes 150 amino acids. NCBI's taxonomy places the organism in Eukaryota, Fungi, Basidiomycota, Ustilaginomycetes, Ustilaginales, Ustilaginaceae.